This is a messenger RNA of Gorilla gorilla gorilla (western lowland gorilla), 2986 nucleotides long. RefSeq names its product estrogen receptor binding site associated antigen 9 (gene EBAG9). The transcript has 7 exons. NCBI's taxonomy places the organism in Eukaryota, Metazoa, Chordata, Mammalia, Primates, Hominidae. The record is from RefSeq and is a predicted model, not a curated record. The coding region runs from base 1741 to 2382 and encodes 213 amino acids. Gene Ontology annotation, cellular component: secretory granule.
CACUGUGUUGCCCAGGCUGGAAUGCAGUCAUGUGAUCUCGGCUCACUGCAACCUCCACCUCCCAGGUUCAAGUGAUUGUCCUGCCUCAGCCUCCUGAGUAGCUGGAACUACAGGCAUGUGCCACCGCACCUGGCUAAUUUUUGUAUUAUUAGUAGACGCGGGAUUUCACCAUAUUGGCCAGGCUGGUCUCGAACUCCUGACCUCGUGAUCUGCCCGCCUCAGCCUCCCAAAGCGCUGGGACUACAGACGUGAGCCACCACGCCCAGCAUAGUUUUAUCAUUUUUAGAAUCUUUAUUCCUAUCAUUGCUAUGGCUGUAGUUUUCAAUUCCUAUAUCAUCUCUUUCAUAAAGACAUAUAGCUUGUUAUUUAAUCAUAGGGAGGCAGUAUGAGUGUGAUAUUUAAGGACUGAAACACUACAACCAGACUCUUUGGGUUCAAAUUCCAGUUCUAUAACUUAUCAGUUCUGUAUCUUUGGCAGCUUACUUAACCCCGCUGUGCCUUAGUUUUCUUAUCUGAAGUAGAGACAAAAUAGUACUUGCUUCAAGUCCUUCCCAGGGUUGUUGUGAGCAUAGAAUGAGUUAUUACAUGUUAAUCACUAAGAAGAAUGCUUUUUAUGAAAUAUAAAGUAAGCUAUUACAGUAUAUUGAAAUGCUAUUGUGAAAUCAGAUUUCUGUUUUUAGAGAAGUUCUGAAAUAAUGUUUCUUUUCACUAAUUGUCCUAGUUUCCUAAUGGAAGUUGGCUUUCUAGAAAGUAACAAAUAAUUGAUACAAGAUUAUGAUGGUGUUAAUGAGUUUUUAAAAUAGUAUUCUAACCAGAAUAUGAACACUGUUCUAAUUUAAGUGACAUAAUAUUGUUCAAAAAUGUCUUCGUGUAGAUUGUUUUAACAGCUCUUUUGAGCUCUAAUUGAAAUACAGUAAACUGUAUAUAAUUAAAGUAUACAAUUUGAUUAGUUUUGAUGAAUAUAUAUACACUCACCUAUGAAACCACCACAACUGAAACAGUAAGUAUAUCCAUUACCUCCAAAAGUUUCGUCAUGUCUGUCAGUGAUCCUUCCUUCCCACUUCUCCCUGCCUCAUUACAAGGCACUGCUGAUAUUUUCUGUCACUCUAUAUUUGUUUAUAAUUUCUCGAGCAAGCUUGUCCAGUCUGCUGCCUGUGGGCCUCAUAUAGCCCAGGAUGGCUUUGACUGCAGCCCAAUGCAAAUUAGUAAACUUUCUUAAAACAUUAUGAGAUUUUUUUGCAAUUUUUUUAGGCUUAUCAGCUCUGGUUAGUGUUAGUGUAUUUUAUGUGUAGCCCAAGACAAUUCUUUUUCCAGUGUGGCCCAGGGAAGCCAAAAGAUUGGACACCCCUGUUCUAGAGCUUAAAAAAUACUAUAUAUGGAAUCAUACAGUGUAUAUUUUUUUGGUGGUCUGACUCUUUUCAUUCAGUAUAAUUAUUCUGAGAUAUACUCAUGCUAUUACUUGUAACAAUAGUUCAUUCCUUUUUAUUGCUGAGUAGUAGUCUGUUGUAUUUAUAUACUACAAUUUGUUUAUCCACUCACCUGUUGAUAUACAUUUGUGUUGUUUCCAGUUUGGAGCUAUUAAAUAAAAAUAAAGCUGCUAUUCAAAUACAAGUCUUUUAUUUAUUUAUUUCAAUUUUUUUUUGAGACGGAGUCCUGCUCUGUCACCAGGCUGAAGUGCAGUAGCUCAAUCUCAGCUCACUGCAACCUCCACGUCCUGCAUUCAAGGUUUUGAUUCCCACCAUGGCCAUCACCCAGUUUCGGUUAUUUAAAUUUUGUACCUGCCUAGCAACCGUAUUCUCAUUCCUAAAGAGAUUAAUAUGCAGAUCUGGCAGAGGACGGAAAUUAAGUGGAGACCAAAUAACUUUGCCAACUACAGUUGAUUAUUCAUCAGUUCCUAAGCAGACAGAUGUUGAAGAGUGGACUUCCUGGGAUGAAGAUGCACCCACCAGUGUAAAGAUCGAAGGAGGGAAUGGGAAUGUGGCAACACAACAAAAUUCUUUGGAACAACUGGAACCUGACUAUUUUAAGGACAUGACACCAACUAUUAGGAAAACUCAGAAAAUUGUUAUUAAGAAGAGAGAACCAUUGAAUUUUGGCAUCCCAGAUGGGAGCACAGGUUUCUCUAGUAGAUUAGCAGCUACACAAGAUCUGCCUUUUAUUCAUCAGUCUUCUGAAUUAGGUGACUUAGAUACCUGGCAGGAAAAUACCAAUGCAUGGGAAGAAGAAGAAGAUGCAGCCUGGCAAGCAGAAGAAGUUCUGAGACAGCAGAAACUAGCAGACAGAGAAAAGAGAGCAGCCGAACAACAAAGGAAGAAAAUGGAAAAGGAAGCACAACGGCUAAUGAAGAAGGAACAAAACAAAAUUGGUGUGAAACUUUCAUAACACAUGUUCUUCAAAUUUUAUCAUGCCAGUAGGAGAAAUCUCAGCUCCACAACCCAAGCAACAUUUGUAUGGAUUUAAGAGUAUUUUAAGAAUACACACUGCUUGAUUUUAAUACAUUGAUCAGGCCAUCCAGGACACCGCGAUUCUCCCAAAGUACCUUGAACUCUUAGUGAUUGAGACUCAAAAAAACAAAAAAGACUUGAGACAAUGUUUUCUUCAACAUGCUCCAAAUAUAAGACAUUUGUUUGCUGUACAGAAAGUAUCACAAAUGGAAUAUAUCAGUACCUCUCAAGCUAGUGUUUCUAGCUAAAUAAAUGGGUGUAUAUAAUUUUAUGGUGGAAAAGAACUGUACUGUCUGUUAUGAUUUCCUUCAAUGUGCAUAAUGAUAAAAUAAAUAAUUUUAAUAUUCUUUUGUUUCCAUGGUUACCUGACCUAAAUUAGAUAAAUUGUAGGGCUUUAGCUUUCUUAUUUUUGUCAAAAGUUGGUGUUGACAUAUAUUCCCUCUAAUUUGAACUGGUAUUGUUUACGUUUGAUACAACAUUAAGGAAUUUGAUGAUUUUCAUUUCAUGAAAAUGACAUUAAAUGCAAUAAUUUUACUUAUAAA